This is a messenger RNA of Zingiber officinale, 2434 nucleotides long. RefSeq lists its product as uncharacterized. The transcript is spliced from 4 exons. The coding region runs from base 159 to 1484 and encodes 441 amino acids. NCBI's taxonomy places the organism in Eukaryota, Viridiplantae, Streptophyta, Magnoliopsida, Zingiberales, Zingiberaceae. The record is from RefSeq and is a predicted model, not a curated record.
UAUAAUAUGAUAAUAUCUCCUGGGGUCUCGAUUCCUCUCCCAGUUGAAAUGCUGAGGAUCGCAAAGUGAAGCAAAGGGAGGCACGGAUGGAUUAGAUCGACCUCCCAUGCGUCAACUGGAUAGGCGAUUUCUUCUUGUUCCAUGCGUCGGCACAGACGAUGAGAGGUUUGUUUGAGAAAAGCAAAGAGGUGGACGUGAGGUUGCUGCUCUCAAAGCUAGGGUUUGCUGUCUCUCUUCCCAUCGCUGGCUAUCUCGUGGUCAACUCCAAUCAAGCGAGUUCUUCCUCUUCAGCAAGCUCCGAAGUAGGCGGUGCUGGCAAAUUUGUUAUCCGUGCAUCGUCUGUGGCUGGCAGAAACUUCAAAGAUGAGCUUCAUAUCCAAGAAAGUGAAGGAGUCUUGGCAAACAUCAUCCAUGGCACUUCAGAUAUCACAAAUUCCACCAUGGCCAUCAGUGCCAUUAAGGGGACUUCUGCAAACAUCAUCAAGAGCUGGGUUGAAGAGGGUUGCCACUUGCCACCAGUCAAACAGUUUCCACUAUACCGAGAUAGUAUUAUUAAGCGAUUGACUUAUACUGAAUCAGAAGCCAAGAAAGUGGAGAUGGAGCAAAAAAUUGCAGAAAUUCAAGAACACGAGAAAUGUCGUUGUCGUGAUUGUUGUAUUAUGAAUAAUCAGCAGAAUUUGAUGAGAGAAAUUGAGGAGCAGCUAAGAAUUAAUAUAUUUAAGGCUAAAUACCUGUAUAUAAAAAUUUAUUCACAAGACGAAGAACAUCAUCAUCUUAGGAUUUGGAACCCAGACUAUUGGGAAAUGAUCAGGGAGUUUGAGUCUGUGAUAAUAGUCGUAGACUGUCUGAUAAGGGCAUUGAAAUCAGAUUGGUGGCACUUGAGUCAUAAGAUGGCAGCUUUGGAGCCAAAAAGAAUCACCGUGAUGGAUAAUAAAAUUGAAGACAAACAACAAGGUGAUGCCAAGAUUGAGGACCGUUCAAAGACGGUAGAGAUGAAAAAUGAGAAGACAAAACUUAGGAGCUCAGAAUCCAAAAUUGUAAAGCUCGUUGACAAGUUGGAGGUUACAGAAAAUCUGGCUGCCGCCAAUUGCUCUCCAAACAAUCUUGAGAAUUAUGAAGACUUGGUGGCAAAUUGCUUAGUAGAAGCAAACCAAGAAGAAAUGGAAAAUGUACAACUAUCAUACGAUCAUGAUGCAGAAUUUGCAUUGGCCAGAGGGUGUCAGAUUUGUUACAAUGAUGCAGAAUUUGCAAACAUGGUGCAAUCUGGGCAGAUAAAUACUUUGUUUGAGUGUGAGCAAUGGAAUUCUGCGGCAUCCAGUGAGAAAACAACAGAAAUUUCUUCAAGUGAGAGCUUGUGCACUAUAGCAGAGAAGAAGCCAGAAGAGAUGGCAAUUCAACAUGCAGAUUCCAACAUUGGGCAGAAGAACAAGUACUUGAAUGACUUGUACGAUCCACCAAAAACCAGCAAAGCGUCAAAGUGUUAGCAAAUGAGUUCUCAGACUUUCGUUGAGAAAGCUGAAGAAAAUUGUCCAAGUGAAAACUUGAGUGCUGAGACAGAGAAAAAGCAUGAACUAAUUGCGAUUCAACAUGGAAGUUUCGGUAUAGAUCAGAAGAACAACUACUUGAAUGAUUGUCAGGCAUCUGACAGCUCUUCGCGACUAGUUAUUAGGUCACAACAUCAUGCUCCAUUUGGUACAAAAAUCCUUGUCAAGCUGAAGAAAAUGUUGGUUAGAAAGCAGAGCCACAGCAAGGCAAAAGCUGUUCCAGGUAAAACGUCUAUGAGAAGUGCUUCUGAUACGAAGGCAGUUGUUUCAUCAUGUUGCUCAGGAGAUACGAGAUAGAAAAUAUGUGAUAGUCAUCGUUCAUGUUCAGAGGAGCAUCCUCCCCCGACGCGAGAUUUGUUCAAAAUGAAAUCCAGCACAGAUCGAUGGAAGAAUAACGCUGCAUGGUGUCAGAGUUGUUUCAGAUCUAACUUUGAAAUUCCAAGAUCAAAGAUAUUUGCUAUACAAGAAGAGGAUGCAAACGCAAUGUCUAAAGGUAAAGAGGGAAAAUCUAUCAUCUAUCCUCACUUGGUGGAGUAAAUAAACUCAAGUUGGAUAACUAUAUAUCGCUGUCACCAACACUAUGAAAAUGGAGUGCAACCUGCUGUUUCUGUCAGCAACUCAUACUCUUGGUUGUAUCUAUGUUUCUUUCCAUGGCUUUGGCCUGUAUUUGUGACAUUUCGAGUGGAAUUGAAUUACACCGAGUAAUGUAUAUACAAGUCCUGUGGAAGCACCAUAUUAUUUGUGAUUGCUGUUCGCAAUCGAGAAAUCUCCCACCAACCUUCUAAGGAUCAAUUUUGUAGCACAUAUAAUGAGGUCUGGAGUUUGAAUCUCGACAAAGUCGAAGUAAAUACUUCCCUUAUGUGCUAAUCACUAUUCCAAAAGCUAGCAGU